Molecule: messenger RNA, 1336 nt
Organism: Globicephala melas (long-finned pilot whale)
Lineage: Eukaryota; Metazoa; Chordata; Mammalia; Artiodactyla; Delphinidae
Gene: CD9
Product: CD9 molecule
Cellular component (GO): plasma membrane
Source: RefSeq, a predicted model, not a curated record
GGAGUGGCACUUUUUAAAAGUGCAGUCCUGAGGCCAACCCGCAGCCGCCAGCACCUCGGUCCGAAGACUGGUCCCGCCCGUCCCGGCCUCAAGCGCCCCCGUCCCACACCAGUCCGGCCCAGGCCAGUCUAGCGUGCACCAUGCCGGUCAAAGGAGGCACCAAGUGCAUCAAAUAUCUGCUGUUCGGAUUUAACUUCAUCUUCUGGCUUGCCGGGAUCGCGGUCCUUGCCAUCGGACUAUGGCUCCGAUUCGACUCGCAGACCAAGAGCAUCUUCGAGCAAGAGAAUAAUAAUAACUCCAGCUUCUACACAGGAGUUUACAUUCUGAUUGGAGCCGGCGCCCUCAUGAUGCUGGUGGGUUUCCUGGGCUGCUGUGGGGCUGUGCAGGAGUCCCAGUGCAUGCUGGGAUUGGCAACUAAAUGCCAGGACUUUGUUUUUCCCUUUGUCGAGGACCACGUUUGCUUUUUUUCCCUGAAUCCACAGUUCUUUGGCUUCCUCUUGGUGAUAUUUGCCAUUGAAAUUGCUGCGGCCAUCUGGGGAUACUCCCACAAGGAUGAGGUGAUCAAGGAAGUCCAGGAAUUUUACAGGGACACCUACAACAAGCUGAAAAACAAGGACGAGCCCCAGCGGGAGACGCUGAAAGCCAUCCACUACGCGUUGGACUGCUGUGGUUUGGCUGGGGGAGUAGAACAAUUUAUCUCAGACAUCUGCCCCAAAAAGGACAUACUCGACAACCUCACGACGAAGUCCUGCCCUGAGGCCAUCGAAGAGGUCUUCCAAAACAAAUUCCACAUCAUCGGCGCCGUGGGCAUCGGGAUUGCCGUGGUGAUGAUAUUCGGCAUGAUCUUCAGCAUGAUCCUGUGCUGCGCCAUCCGCAGGAACCGAGAGAUGGUCUAGAGGCAGCGCUGCAGCCGCAAGCAGGAAAGGUCACCCCUGAAGACUGUUGGUUAUUUUCUCGGGGUUCCGUGUUGUUUUGUGUGUGUGGUUUUUUCUUUUGUUUUUCUUUGCCACUAACUUUAGUAUUCGUUCUGCAUUUCUAAACAAAAAAGUUAUUCUACGUUUGUGUUUUUAAUGCUUUAUUCAAUAUUGAUAUUUGUAGUUAAGGGAUUUGGGUUUGCUCUGGUUUAUAUUUUUUUGGUCAUUUGUUUUUGCUUAUUAUGUUAAGCAGAAAUCCUGCAUUGAAAGGUACUAUAUUUGCUAGGCUCUAGGCAAAAGAUAUUGUAUAUAAAGAGAUUUUUGUGUGUGUCUUUAAAUAGAUAAAAAAUGUCUAUCAAGUUUAAUCAGGUUGUAACUUAUGUUAAAGACAAUUUGAUACAUAAUAAAAGAUGAUGACAACA